Molecule: messenger RNA, 1278 nt
Organism: Fusarium pseudograminearum CS3096
Lineage: Eukaryota; Fungi; Ascomycota; Sordariomycetes; Hypocreales; Nectriaceae
Exons: 3
Coding region: 1-1278 (425 amino acids)
Biological process (GO): ubiquitin-dependent protein catabolic process; positive regulation of proteasomal ubiquitin-dependent protein catabolic process; protein polyubiquitination
Cellular component (GO): ubiquitin ligase complex; cytoplasm
Molecular function (GO): ubiquitin protein ligase activity; zinc ion binding; ubiquitin conjugating enzyme binding
Source: RefSeq, a predicted model, not a curated record
AUGGACACUGAAUCACUUCUUCUGGCCCUUCAGCUGCAGCAGCAAGACAUGCAGCUUUGGGGACAGUCGAGAAAGGGAAAGCAGCGCGAAGGCGAGAUCACCGACGCGGAUUUGGCUUUUGAGUCAUGUCGUCAUGAGCUUGAUGCAAUGACUGCCCAGAUUUCUGACCAUAUCUUGGCGCUCAGCAUUGCAAGGGCUGUCGAGUCUGAUGGUCAGGUCAUCAGAGAAGCUCAAUUGGCUGAGGAACAGGCUGCGAGAGAUCAUGAGUUUGCCCUCAUGCUCUCGAAUGAUCCGAGUGCAGGAUUAAGGCCGGCCACGGUGGACAUCAAUGAAGAUGAGCUGACAGAUGUCACAGAGGAUGAUAUGAUUGAUAUACUGAGAUCAUUGAACCUCGGUGACUUCCCAUACUCCAUGUCAGGUCAACCUGAGUCAUCGAGUUGGGCAUUGUCACGUAACGAGUCUCAAACGGCAGAAUGUAUUGCUUGCAACGACCAGUUCCCACCUCUGGCACUUUUUAGGACCUCGUGCUCCCAUGAAUACUGUCGGGCAUGUCUUGUGGGCUUGGUUCGUUCGUCACUCCAAGACGAAAGCUUGUUUCCUCCAAAAUGCUGUGGGCAGACCAUCCCUAUCAAGCAAGGCCGAUGGUUUUCUCCACAGCUCAUCGGUCAGUUUCAGGCCAAGAAGCUGGAGCUUGACACAUCAAAUCGCGUAUAUUGCAGCGAACCUUUCUGUUCAACCUUUAUACCACCUGUCUUUAUCGCUGGUGAGACAGCGACUUGUCCCAAAUGUGAUCGAAAGACUUGCAUUCACUGCAACGGGCCACGUCACACAGGCGUCUGCCCCAACGAUACCGCUUCACGGCAAGUCCUGCAACUUGCAGACCAAAAUGGUUGGCAGCAGUGCUAUUCCUGUCACAGAGUUGUUGAGUUGGAGACUGGAUGCUACCAUAUGACCUGUCAUUGCAGGGCCGAAUUCUGCUAUCUCUGCGGUGGCCGUUGGAAGUCUUGUACUUGCCCACAAUGGGAGGAAGCUCGCCUUAUCAGACGGGCCAAUGUCGUUGUGGACCGAGAUGACAAUGCCGGCCGUAUGAACGCGGCUUUGCGCCAGGCUCGUGUCGAAGAAGAGAGAGUUAACUUGAUGGAGAAUCACGAAUGCACACAUGCAAAUUGGGAAGUGCGAGCUGGUAAUCACCAGUGCGUUGUCGCUUUAACCGGCUCUAAGGGGCUUCCAUUAGCGACGUCUGUCUAUCAACCGCUCUCGUAUUUGGAUCAGUACUAA